Messenger RNA from Lasiosphaeria miniovina, 1368 nucleotides. RefSeq names its product glycoside hydrolase. Lineage: Eukaryota; Fungi; Ascomycota; Sordariomycetes; Sordariales; Lasiosphaeriaceae. The record is from RefSeq and is a predicted model, not a curated record. The coding region runs from base 1 to 1368 and encodes 455 amino acids. The transcript is spliced from 4 exons. Gene Ontology annotation, molecular function: mannan endo-1,6-alpha-mannosidase activity. Gene Ontology annotation, biological process: fungal-type cell wall biogenesis; carbohydrate catabolic process.
AUGGUCUCGUCAGCACUCCGGGCCGCCGUGGCCGUAUUAGCCGCGGGCGGCGUAGCGAACGCUGCUUACAGCAUCGCGACGACAGACGAUAUCAAGGAAACGGCCGCCACGAUCGCUUGGGAUCUGAUGCAAUACUACCACGGAAACGAGUCGGGCCAGACACCGGGCAUUCUGCCCGGCCCUCCUCCGGCCGGCGAUUACUACUGGUGGGAGGGCGGAGCAAUGUGGGGGACGCUGAUCGACUACUGGCACUUCACGGGCGACGACAGCUACAACAAACUCAUAACGGAUGCGAUGCUCUGGCAGGUCGGGCCAUUCGAGAACUACAUGCCGCCCAACGUGACGGCGUCGCUGGGUAACGAUGAUCAAGGCUUUUGGGGCAUGUCGGCCAUGCUGGCGGCCGAGAACGGGUUCCCCGACCCCCCCGAGGAUAAGCCGCAGUGGCUCGCGCUUGCUCAGGCCGUCUUCAACACACAGGCGGCGCCGGACCGACACGACGACACGUGCAACGGCGGGCUGCGGUGGCAGAUUCCUUGGGUCAACAACGGGUACAACUACAAGAACAGCAUCGCGAACGGCUGCUUCUUCAACAUCGGGGCGCGGCUUGCUCGGUACACGGGCAACACUACGUAUUCCGACUGGGCCGAGAAGACGUGGGACUGGAUGGUCAAUGUCAAGCUUAUGGACGACAAGUACAACAUUUAUGACGGUGGCCACGUCGAACAUAACUGCACAGACAUCAACAGGGCCCAGUUCUCGUACAACAACGGCGUGUUCCUCCUAGGCGCUGCGUACAUGUAUAACUUUACAAACGAGACGCGAUGGUUGCAGCGAACUGAAGAUCUUUUGGAUGCGACGCUCAAGAUCUUCUUCCCGGGCAAUGUUGCCUACGAAGUUGCGUGUGAGGAGCACAUGUCGUGCACGACGGACAUGCUGAGCUUCAAGGGCUACAUGCACCGCUGGCUGGCGACAGUGACGCAGAUUGUGCCGGUCCUGUCACCCAAGAUCCUCCCGGUGCUCCAGAAGUCGACCGAAGCAGCCAUCGCCACCUGCAUCGGAGAGGCGAACCAGCGGACGUGCGGAUUCAAGUGGAACACCAGGACGUACGACGGCAGCCGCGGAGCAGGCCAGCAGAUGAACGUGUUGGCGGCCGUGUCGUCGCUGCUGAUCGGCCAGGCCAAGUCGCCCGUGACAAACGGGACAGGAGGUACCAGCAAGGGCGACUAUAACGCGGGAGGCCAGGGCGACCAGUUCGGUGUGGUCCACGCUCCAGUGACGACGGGCGACAAAGCGGGCGCCAGCAUACUCACGAUUCUUAUUCUCGCGGGCGCGGCCGGCACGUUUGGAUGGAUGAGCAUAGAUCUUUAA